AUGCAAGACAUCGAAGAGGCCACUGUCAUCUUUCGCAAGUCCAAUGUGAAGGCCAAGUGGCUGGCAAAGGAUCGUCUAUCUCUGCUGCAACUCGCAGAAAAGUCGGGGCUGACUCCUGACUACGGCUGUCGGUCCGGGGCGUGUGGAACGUGUGAAGUCAAGCUCUUGAAGGGAAACAUCGACGGGAUCUUGGAAGGAGAUGAUGGUGUUCUCAUUUGCAGCUCUGUCCCAGCAAGCAUUGAAGUCGAGCUUGAACUGUGA
This is a messenger RNA of Fonsecaea multimorphosa CBS 102226, 261 nucleotides long. RefSeq lists its product as uncharacterized. The record is from RefSeq and is a predicted model, not a curated record. Lineage: Eukaryota; Fungi; Ascomycota; Eurotiomycetes; Chaetothyriales; Herpotrichiellaceae. Gene Ontology annotation, molecular function: 2 iron, 2 sulfur cluster binding. The transcript has a single exon. The coding region runs from base 1 to 261 and encodes 86 amino acids.